UAUGGGCCUCCCGUGGUAGGCAGGCACUAUUCGACAGCACAGUCAGCCUUCGAAAGCACGAAAGAUCUGCCGGCGUUACGUCAUCUAUCGUCUCAUGCGUCUCGUCUAUGGAUGAGUGUAGGUGGAAGCGGCGCCUGCUGUGGGCGUUGAAGGGCGAUGCGUCGCUGCUGCCGUCGCACAUUGCCAUCAUCAUGGACGGCAACAGGCGGUUCGCACGCAAGAAGCACCUCGGCACUGGCGAGGGCCACCGCUCGGGAUUCAACAAACUGCACGAGGUAGGCGGAUCAGAAUGCAGACACAGACACAGACACAGACACAGACACAGAAACACAGACACACAGACACACAGCCAGACAAGUGUUGUGUGUUGAUCGGUUUCGUUGAUGUUCGUGUCAGACGCUCGAGAUGUGUCUGGAGUUGGGGAUCCGCCACGUGACGGUGUAUGCCUUUUCUGUGGACAACUUCAACCGCUCGGCCGAGGAGGUGGAGGACCUCAUGGACCUCGCUCAGGAGAAACUGUCCGACGUUAUGUGGCAGCGGUCGGUCAGCCUGCACAAGAAUGAAACGAUGACUGACACAUAAUGCAGCCUUGGUGGGUGGCUGCUUGUGUUGUUGGUGUGUGCGUGUGUGCAGCGACUUCCUGCAGGCGAAUGAGGUGCAGAUCCGGGUGGCUGGGGACAUGUCCUUGCUGCGGCCGUCACUUCGCGCAGCCGUCGAGCAGCUCACGCAAGCCACUCAACACCACAGCAAGUGAGUGACUGUGGAAGGCCUUGCACCCAUUCAGUCAUUCGCUGUCGCAUUGUCUGUCAUUCGUCGCUCCUCUCUCCUUUGUGUCUGUUGGCCAGGGCGAUUUUGACUGUGUGUCUGGCCUACGGCUCCCGCCACGAGAUGCACGAGGCCAUGAGGCGCUCAGCAGAGGCACAGCCCAGCCCUUCACCAGCCCCACGCCCAUCGUCGCUCGAGCAGCCCCCCACCCACAACAGCAGCAGCAGCAGCAGCAGCAGCGGCGGCGGCAGGUCCGAUGAGGCUGCGGUCUCUCUCCCCAGUGACGGCAUUGCCCCCUCUUUCGACGCCUUUCUGUAUACUGCGGGUCUGCCGGACCCCGACCUCCUCAUACGCACAUCCGGUGGGUGGGCGGGCGAGAUAGGGAACACCCAUCUGCAGGCAGACAAUGUCUGUUGAUAUGUAUUGUGUGCAGGGGAAACGAGGCUGUCGGACUUCCUGCUGUGGCAGGUGGGUGAGCGAAUUUCGCUUCUUCGAUUUCUUGUCGGGUAUCGUAUCCUGUCUGUCUGUCUUGUCCUGUUUUCAUUAUCUUGGUGUGGACUGCAGGUGUGUGAGCGGACGAGCUUCUACUUCACGCCGGUGCUGUGGCCCGAGAUGACCACCCUGCAGUUCAUCAGCCUCAUCCUGCACUACCAGAUAUUCGCCGACCACCACACCAAACACACAACCACGGCGGGCGCCAAUUAGACACAUUGGCGCCAAUUAGACAAGGUGACUUAAAUCUGGCAAGAUGAGCAGCCCAAGCAGACAGAAGACUUAGUGGGGUGGGUGCGUCUGCUGUGUCUGUUGUGGUGGCUUGGCUUGGUGCAUCCAUCUCUCCAUCCAGCCAAGCGUGCCGUGGGGGUGGGGUGAAUAAUGGGGCGGUACGGCAAACACAUACAGCCGGGGCCAUGGCAGCCACAUCGCUUUCCCUCCUUCCUGCCUGCCUGCCACUCAUGAGCCGGGAGGGGGAGCGAGUGUCUGUGCACUGCAGUGAGUGAUAUCGACACACAUAGAAAUGCGGACUGAGUGGAGUGAGUGUACACCGACUGACUGACUGACGAAGCACUCACUGUCCAGUCAGUUCACUUGCACACGUGCGUCGAGAUCUCUGCAUGGAUUAGAUUAGUACUUGCGUACUGCGUCCCUCCCCUCCCCCAGUCAGUCUCUUCCUUCCCCAUUAAUGGCUCAGGAUGCGUG
Molecule: messenger RNA, 1962 nt
Organism: Vitrella brassicaformis
Lineage: Eukaryota; Vitrellaceae
Source: the annotation of a GenBank genome assembly